Molecule: messenger RNA, 1045 nt
Organism: Topomyia yanbarensis
Lineage: Eukaryota; Metazoa; Arthropoda; Insecta; Diptera; Culicidae
Exons: 4
Coding region: 407-895 (162 amino acids)
Source: RefSeq, a predicted model, not a curated record
GAAUGCACACAGUUGAUAAGGACGAGCUCAUAAAAGCUGAUCGCAAGUCGGAGUUGCCUUUCAGUUUGUACCGAAACAGCCACCAGCAGUGCUCAGCUGUGGACAGUGCGACAGUGAUCUUUUGUCUUUUUUAUAAUACGAACAGUCUAGAAUUGUGCUUGUAACAGUGUGUGAUCAGACAUUAUUUUGAACAGUGGAACCCGCUACUUCUGUUAUCAGUGUGAACCUUUUGAUUUGAACUGUGAUUUCGUAAACUGUGAACUAAAGUGAGGACGAAGUAGUCUUUUCUAGCCUCAAUCGUUUAAGAAAAGGAGAAAAACAAACAACAAAAUAGUGAAGUUUUUCCGUGCUUAUUUGAUUGUUGGAACACAGGACCUAACUGGAUAUUGAUAGACCGGUGCAUUGAAUGGUGAAGUUUGAACUGAGCAGUGAGAUCUGCUUUGGCGUGCCAGAACAGCGACAACAACUGCGCGUAGAGCAGCGGCUGCAAACGCAGCAGCAAACGCGGCAACAUUCGUGUGACCUGAGCUACACUUUGUUCUUGCAACGUGGAAAGCUCGACAGAAUGGCCAGUCUCCCGCAGGCUGCGUUUGCCGUACACAAACUGCGCAAACCAAGAACCGACCAGGAACUCACCGUGGCUCGCCGCGCAAUGGAUAAACAGGAAAUGCCACGCUACUUUAACAACCAGACGCUGGAUCUAACACCGGUCAAGUACAGCGAUAAGUUUAUGAACAGCAUCUGGGGGCUGUACAAUCGUUAUUCACCACAUAACUUCAAAAAAAACAACGGAUCCGAUGUGCAGUACUUUAGCAUGCCACAGCCAUUCGCUGUUGCAUGCGCCGCUUCGGACAAAAACAGAUCCGAAGCACCAACCGGUUCCAAGAAAGCGUGAAUUGGACAAUGAUUGAUAUUUUUGAACUUGUAGUAAACACUGAUUAUAUGUAGAUAGUUAUAGGUGUAAUACUUAUCUGUGUUUUAAAUUAGAUAUUAUAAAAAUUAUCCGUCUAAUAUAUAUGCAUGAUUUCUGGGACUGGUAGUAUAA